AGGAGGAAGGUGCAAUAAACACACAGGGCGUCUGCGCCUAUAUAAGUAGGACAAUAAAGUGAAAUCGGCAUCAAUGCUCUAACAAUGGAUUUGGCAGAUAUGCUUCUUCUUAAAGUUUUUCUCAUCGUGUACUUACUAAACGACACCCAAGGACACUAUAGAAAUCCCCUGAACAAGUACAUCCUUCACUAUGAAGGCCUGUCCUACGACACAGAGCUUGUGCACAGCAAGCAUCAGAGGGCCAAGAGAGCGCUGUCUCAUGAAGACUCUUUCCUUCAUUUAGAUUUUCAUGCCCAUGGAAGGCAUUUUAAUUUACGAAUGAAGAGGGAUACCAAGCUGUUUUCCCAAGAUUUGAAGGUGGAAGUUUCGGGACAAGAGGUUCCAUUUGAUACCUCACAUAUCUACACUGGAGAAAUCUAUGGUGAGAAAGGUACUCUAACUCAUGGUGCCAUUGUUGAUGGUAAGUUUGAAGGCUUCAUUCAAAGUUACCAUGGCACCUACUACGUGGAGCCCGCUGAGAGGUAUCUGGAGGGUAAAGAUGUGCCCUUCCAUUCUGUCAUCUAUCACGAAGACGACAUACACUACCCGCACAAGUAUGGCCCAGAGGGAGGCUGUGCUGAUAGCUCAGUGUUUGAAAAGAUGAAGAAGUACCAAUCCUCAGCUGUCGAGGAGCCACCCAAGCAGGAGCUCCACACUGAAACGGCAUUUAAUGAACCUGUGCUGCUGAGGAAGAAGAGGAUGGCCCAGGCUGAGAAAAACACCUGCCAGCUUUUUAUUCAGACCGACCACCUCUUCUACAAGUACUACAAGACCAGAGAGGCUGUCAUCUCUCAGAUCUCCAGUCAUGUCAAGGCCAUUGAUGCCAUCUAUCAGGGCACAGACUUCAUGGGCAUUCGAAACAUCAGCUUCAUGGUGAAAAGGAUCAGGAUAAACACCACCAGUGACGAGAGGGACAGGUCCAACCCUUUUCGCUUUGCCAACAUCGGGGUAGAGAAGUUCCUGGAGCUGAAUUCAGAGCAGAACCAUGACGACUACUGCUUAGCUUAUGUUUUUACUGACAGAGACUUUGAUGACGGGGUCUUGGGUCUUGCCUGGGUUGGAGCCCCAUCAGGGAGCUCCGGAGGCAUCUGUGAAAAAAGUAAGCUCUACUCCGACGGAAAGAAGAAAUCUCUCAACACUGGUAUAAUCACUGUACAGAACUAUGCCUCCCACGUACCUCCUAAAGUCUCCCAUAUCACUUUUGCACAUGAAGUAGGACACAACUUUGGAUCCCCGCACGACUCUGGAUCUGAGUGCACCCCCGGAGAAGCCAAGAGCCAAGACAAGAAGGAGAAGGGCAAUUACAUCAUGUAUGCAAGAGCUACAUCUGGAGACAAGCUCAACAACAAUAAGUUCUCCAUCUGUAGCGUGCGCAACAUCAGCCAGGUGUUGGAGAAGAAGAGGGGGAACUGUUUUGUUGAGUCUGGCCAGCCCAUCUGUGGUAACGGCUUGGUGGAGCCAGGAGAGGAGUGUGACUGUGGCUACAGUGAUCAGUGUAGAGACCAGUGCUGCUAUGACGCCAACCAGGGUGACAACAAGUGCAAGUUAAAACCUAACAAAGUCUGCAGUCCCAGCCAGGGUCCUUGUUGUACUGCUGAGUGCACCUAUAAGGGCGGUAACGAGAAGUGCAGGGAGGACUCUGAGUGUGCUCACCAGGGUAUGUGUAACGGAGUGAGCGCCCAAUGCCCAGCGUCUGAGCCCAAGGCCAACUUCACUGCUUGUCAUGGAGAGACUCAAGUCUGCCUCAACGGAGGUUGCUCUGGCUCCAUCUGUGAGAAGUACGGACUUGAGGCGUGUACGUGUGCCAGCCAAGAUGGCAAAGAUGAGACUGAGCUGUGCCAUGUUUGCUGCAUGGAGAAGAUGAAUCCCAACACGUGCAGCAGCACAGGAUCAGAGCGUCUGGCUCGUUUCUUCAAUAAGAAAGUUACCACACUGCCAGCGGGAUCACCCUGCAAUGACUUUAAGGGCUACUGUGAUGUGUUUAUGAAGUGCCGUCUGGUGGAUGCAGACGGCCCGCUGGCCAGACUGAAGAAGGCCAUCUUUAACCCCGAGCUCUACGAGAACAUUGCAGAGUGGAUUGUGGCUCAUUGGUGGGCAGUGUUGUUGAUGGGUAUUGCUCUCAUCAUGCUCAUGGCCGGCUUUAUUAAGAUCUGCAGCGUGCACACACCAAGCAGUAACCCCAAACUCCCCCCUCCCAAACCACUUCCAGGCACUUUGAAGAGGCGGCGAGCGCAGCAGCACGCCAGCUCCCAGGUGCAGCACCAGUCCCAGCACCCGCACUCCCACCAACACGGAGGCCACGGCGGGCACGGAGGCCACGGCGGGCACGGCGGCCAGCGGCAAGCCCAGAGGCAGCCUCAGCGGCAGGCGCAGCCCCAGAGGCACCACCGCCAGCCCCGAGAGAACUAUCAGAUGGGACAGAUGAGACGCUGAGACCCUGCAUCCCACCCUCCUCCCCCUUCGCCCCCCCAAUGCCUUGGCUCCUCCUUGUGCCUACAGUGGGAAACAAAAAGCGUCACUCCAUCCAAAGAAAAGCCUGACAUGGUUGUUAGUCAUCAUCAUAUCAUCCUCCAUCGACAAACACUACAGAAAAAGAGAAAACACUAUCUAGCAACUCGAUUGGCUCUUUGUGGAGUGGACUCGAACAUCAGCCAUUUCUUAAUGCAGUGUGAUCAAGCAUCUUUUUCCACCUCUUCUUUUUUUCUUUUAAAGGAGUGCCAAGGAGUUAAGGAAUCAUGUGUAGCUUUAGUACAUUAUGUGAUGGUUUUAUUUUUUUCUGUUGUUUUAUUGCAACGUCUUCUUUGAGUGACACGCCCGUGGCUGCUGGUGAAUUGUUCUGUGCUUCUUUUGUUUUUUUUCUUUUCGCCAUUCUAGCCAGGAAUGAGAGACACUCAGUGGGGAUUCGCGGCACUUUUUGUGAUUUACACAUGUCAAAACGGCAAAAGACACAGGCUCCGGUCUCUUCGUGCAGACAGCCCUCUGCAUGUGACUGUACAUAUUUAGUGUAUCAUAAGUGAAAACAAACUAUUUCUUCUACUGUAAAUGUGUAAUUCUUCACUUUUUUUCUUUGAUUUUUUCGGUUAGUGCUCUCAGGACUCUUAACACAUUUAUUGAAGGAAUGAUGGUUGCGACAGGUUCCUUGGACUGCGACGUUCCUUGAGGAUUUGAUGCCAUCGAGUCCUCUUAGCAGUCGUGCAAUCAGGUGGAGCUCUGUCGCUAUCGUUAGAUUGCUCAGUUUGAAGAUCACCAUAUCCCACUUUUCAGGCCUUCUUUGUUCAAGGUCCCUUUUUUCAUCUUUUUUUUAAACUGUCUUUCUAACAUCAUGUUUCGCUCAUAUUGUGUAACAAGCUAGAUGACAGAAGGAAUUAUUGGAACAGAAAGGGAAGGAGAUCGUCUAGUUUGGUACACUUUUAUUGUCUUUUUUGAUUUUGUUUUUGAUAAAGAAUGAAUAACCACUAACUGAUGCUCAUGACGGUUAUGAGUGAACCUGUUCUGAUAUGAAGAUGAGGGAAAGCGAAGGCUGCUGUGGAUUAGCGUAUCAUGUUAAAGAGUUAGUUUACAUGAGUGUUAAAAUAAAUUUGAAAACGACUCCAGUGUGUGGAUGUACAAAAAAAUGUAAGAUUAAAUCAUUCUAUUAUUCUUCAGAUAGCGAAUCUAAGAACUUUUCAAUGUGGGCAUGCAGACACAUUUAUUAAAUGUGACUAUUAAUUGACCAAGGUCUGUACUAUUUGUAUGUCACUCAACACUAUUUCCUUUGACAGCUGUUAAUGUUAGUCUUAAAGUGCGUGGAAGGAGCAGCAGUGUUGUCACAGUAUUCACACAUUCCUCGGUGUGUUCACUAUUUUUCACAGGAGACAAACUACUGCUGUUAGAUUUACUUUUUAAAAAGAUAUUCACUUCCAGAUACAUCCUGGUCAGAUUUCAUCAUCCUCCCCUUGAGAGCUCAUGAGUGCUGCCGUCAGUGUGAGUUUACAUCUUCUUCAGCUGAGCUUUGUGCACACAUUUUCAAACUACAAGAAGCUUCUGGAGCCACUUUAAAUGGAAGACAUGAAGGAGGGACGUGAUUGUUGUUUUUUUUGUUGUUUUAUUGUGGGAUUGUUUGACCUCAGGUGUUUACUUCCUCCUCUUGCUGCAGCACAGCAGGGAGGACGUUCUUGGAAGGGAUGCUAUGAUAACACUAAGCGGAAGGAUUUCAUAAUCUGGUCAUGAUGUCCCAGUGUUUGUUUACUGUGCAAACUUUCCUACACAAACAGGAUUAUUGGAGUGGGUAAAAGUUUGGUGCAGGCAUUAAAAGCUUGGGCAUUUUGCUUUAAAUAUUCAGAAAAGGGUUUUGUUGUGUGCGUGUGCUCUGACUUAAUUGGAUCCUGGCAUUAUUAUUUCUGAAUGCAUGCAGUACUAACCUCAGCUAAUAUCGUACAAUACUGUCCUGAUGGUUGUUGGAGUCACACAUGUGCUCUGGAGGGGAAUCACAGUCAACACUUUAUCUCACAUGGCAGAUGAAUCAGGCAGGUCGGGGGUUGCUCAAACUUCUCAUGUCUGUACAAAAAAGGAGCUCUUUUUAAAAUUUCAUCUUCCAGGCUGCAUCACGCCCGUUUGACGCCUGGAGAAUUUACAUGUAAACUUGUACAGUACUUCGAAAAAUUUGCAUUUCAUUUGAAGAUGAAAAUUACAUUUUGAUACAUCUGUUCCAUUUUUUGUAUUCUAAUUCCAGAGUAAGUUGUUCAAAGAUGUUCAUAUGUGACAAACUUUCCUUUCUGCUAAGUUAUUUAUGUUCUUCUUUGUGCUAGUUGAAAAUGGAGUUUGCUUAUGAUACUUUUCUCCACCAUCGUCUAUGAUAAAAACAAUUCAGGGUGAUGGAGUUAAUGUUACAUUCUCAUUUUUGUCUUCGUUAUCCUGUGGCAUGGUUUGGGUAGAAGAGCAGAAGAAUAAUGCCUGUAAAUUUUACUUUAUUUUUAAUUUCGUAGUCUUGGUAAAGAAAAAAAUGUUUUUAGAUAAACGUGCACUGAAAAUGUCCAAAUUGAGUUGAAAUGUCGUAGGUGAUGUAGGCCGAAAGAACACAAGAUUAAAAGUAAUACUACUGUCUGAUUUUAAUGUUCACUGUGUUUUAUACAGUAUCGGAAAUUUUUGUUCACUUUGAACAUUUUUACUAAAAAAAGAAAAAAAGAUUUCAAAUUGUAUUGUGCAAAGAGAUGUAAUUUUUGGAGUACUUGAAAUGCAUUAAUUAAAAGACUGGUUCAAAAUAAAAUAGACCCCUGUUUACUGUCUGUAAAGUGUGCUCUCUUUGGCUCUGUCUGUUCCUGUAGGGGGGUUAAGUUGGAUCAGGAUAGAGGAGGGGUCAAAUUAGUGAAGGAAGGGCUGCCCACAAGAAGGACCCUGAAAAACUCAGAAAAUGGGCCCUUUCCAGCUGUGAUUACUGGGUUCUGAUGUUUGAAUUAUUUACUUGUGCUACUGAAUAACAUCUUUCUGUAUGCUACAUUUUGUUG
Molecule: messenger RNA, 5522 nt
Organism: Cheilinus undulatus (humphead wrasse)
Lineage: Eukaryota; Metazoa; Chordata; Actinopteri; Labriformes; Labridae
Product: disintegrin and metalloproteinase domain-containing protein 10-like
Exons: 16
Coding region: 85-2472 (795 amino acids)
Biological process (GO): Notch signaling pathway; membrane protein ectodomain proteolysis
Cellular component (GO): synaptic membrane; plasma membrane
Molecular function (GO): metalloendopeptidase activity involved in amyloid precursor protein catabolic process
Source: RefSeq, a predicted model, not a curated record